CCCUACUUGGUUUAUAUCUUUGACUCUCUCCCGCCGUCACCCUGGAGGCAGCAUCCGCACGCAUGGCAGCGAGGGACCGGUUCGGUGCCUUUGCUGACCUGGGGCUCACGCCGGUCCAGCGCGCAGUCCGUCAUGCCUGCGAUAUCUCCCAAUACGAGCCCAACCUCGCCCUGAACCUCGAGGUUGCGGACCUGAUCAACUCCAAGAAAGGCAAUGCACCCCGAGAAGCGACCUUUGAAAUUGUCUACCUGAUCAACUCCCGGAACCAGAAUGUAUCGUUACUUGCGCUGGCGCUGCUCGAUAUUUGUGUCAAGAACUGCGGAUACCCUUUCCACCUCCAGAUCAGCACCAAGGAGUUUCUAAAUGAGCUGGUACGACGGUUCCCUGAGAGGCCACCUAUGCGGCCGUCUCGGGUGCAGCAUCGCAUUCUCGAGUCGAUUGAAGAGUGGCGGCAGACGAUUUGCCAGACUUCGCGGUAUAAGGAGGAUCUGGGUCAUAUAAGGGACAUGCACCGGCUGUUGCUUUACAAGGGUUAUAUGUUUCCGGAGAUUCGUGCUGAUGAUGCAGCUGUUUUGAAUCCUAGUGAUAACCUUCGAUCGGCCGAGGAAAUGGAAGAGGAAGAAAGGGAGGCGCAAUCGGCGAAAUUGCAAGAGUUGAUCCGACGCGGUACACCGGCGGACUUGCAGGAGGCCAAUCGGUUGAUGAAGGUCAUGGCAGGAUAUGACAAUCGGCACAAGACAGAUUACCGGGCCAAGGCAGCCGAAGAGGUUGCCAGGGUUCAGCAAAAGGCCAAAAUUCUGGAGGAAAUGUUGGAGAGUCACAAGCCUGGGGAUCCCAUUGCGGAGGGUGAUGUAUUCGAGGAACUCGCGAAUGCGCUCAUUAGUGCCCACCCGAAGAUCCAGAAAAUGUGCGAAGAAGAGUCGGAUGAUGCCGAGGCUGUUCGCAAGUUGUUGGAGAUCAACGACAGCAUCCACCGCACUAUCGAACGGUAUAGAUUGGUCAAGAAGGGCGAUGUUGACGGAGCGGCACGUAUUCCGAAGGGUACGCUGGGUACGACGACGGGUGUGUCCAAGAAUGCGAAUAAUGAGUUGUCUUUGAUCGAUUUCGACCCGGAGCCUAGCCCCAGUGCCGGUGGAUCGCAGCAAGCCACGCCUGCCCAGGGAGGUAAUUCAUUGGAAAACGAUUUGCUUGGACUGUCGUUGGACGACCAGGUGCCUUCAGGGGGUAUCUCCUUGGGGCCUACUGUUCCACCGACCAACCCACUCAAUCAGUCAACAUCCCCGACACCACCAGUGCAGCAAGCCUCGCUAUCUUCUAAGCCCAACUAUGAUAUCCUGUCAUCGUUGAGCUCUCCACAACCAACCACCCAGGCUCCACCAUCCAUCCCCGGGUUCUCACAGCCGCCACAGCCGCCACCCCAAAAACUGCAAGCACCAGCAGCAGCAGACCCAUUCGCAUCGCUGAUAUCCGGCAGCUCUCGAGGAUCAAGUCCAUUCUCCCCGGCCGUAAGCCAAACACCACCGGCAAUGACUCGGAGCGGAACUCCCGCUCGGCCGGCAACACAGCCGACGGAAGAGGACGAAUGGAACUUUACCUCAUCGCUACCAGAGAGCAACAGCGCCCUCCCCAGCACAAGCAAAGUGGCCGUACUGGAUUCGUCAUUGCGAAUUGAGUUUGUGGCACGGCGACAUCCGUCUCAGCCACGAUUGAUUCAUAUAGUGGGAUCAUUUUCGAAUCGCACGAGUCAACCGAUACAAGAGCUUCACUUCCAGGUGGCUGUGGAGAAGGCAUAUCGCUUACAACUCCGACCGCAAACUGGCCGGGAGAUCUCCGCGUUGCAGCAGAACGGCGUCCAGCAGGAGAUGUUAGUGGAUGGGGUUGAGUCUGGGCAGGGUAGCUCGGUGAAGAUGCGGUUCCGAGUAUCGUACGUGGCAGGUGGACAAAGGAAGGAGGAGCAGGGGAUGGUUCCGCCAUUAGGAAUAUCCUAAUCAGGGGAAGAAGAUUCAAGAGAGCACGAACAGUCCGACGUGGAGUCAGAAUCUAACCGGGACAUUUCUCCGCUGGACGGCCAUUUGUCCGAGUAAGCCAUUGCCAAUGAUACGACUUACCGACGAAGCGCCGCAAAAGGGCACGGCUGAGCUAAGAGGGAUGAUGAAUGGAGCGGAGAGUACAUCGGACAUGUCCGUGUGGAGACGGUGUAGUUAGUGGUUGGCUAUUGAUUUGCUUCAUUUGUGUCAGUUGACAGGAUACUAAGAAAAUCCAAAGUAAGGGCCCGUCCCGUGGCAUUUUACAGACCAAGAGCAUAUACGAACAGUGACAGACUUCACCCCACCCCCAGGGACCCAUCAAAAUAGCCUUCUCACAACAUCGUUCCCUGGGACAGAGCGCUGGGACGCUCGUAGAGAGACCAUACAUAUUGAAUGGAGGAACGGAGCAGAGGCCGGUGGCGAAAAGAGGGG
This is a messenger RNA of Aspergillus ruber CBS 135680, 2459 nucleotides long. Its product is annotated as VHS domain protein. Gene Ontology annotation, molecular function: phosphatidylinositol binding; ubiquitin binding. The transcript is spliced from 8 exons. Gene Ontology annotation, biological process: Golgi to vacuole transport; protein transport to vacuole involved in ubiquitin-dependent protein catabolic process via the multivesicular body sorting pathway; Golgi to endosome transport. The record is from RefSeq and is a predicted model, not a curated record. Bases 63 to 1988 code for a protein of 641 amino acids. NCBI's taxonomy places the organism in Eukaryota, Fungi, Ascomycota, Eurotiomycetes, Eurotiales, Aspergillaceae. Gene Ontology annotation, cellular component: trans-Golgi network.